Musa acuminata subsp. malaccensis (wild Malaysian banana) is the source of this 1293-nucleotide messenger RNA. Lineage: Eukaryota; Viridiplantae; Streptophyta; Magnoliopsida; Zingiberales; Musaceae. The record is from RefSeq and is a predicted model, not a curated record.
CUGCAUGCUCUCCGUCUCCGUUCUCCGAGACCCGGGAGGACGAAUGCAAAUGACGCGAUCUGAGGGAUUCUUGAUGAACCACUCGGAGCCGGCGGUGGUGACGAGGAAUCAAUGGGAGGUGGAGUUCUCGCGCUUCUUCAAUUUACCACGGUGGGCCUCCGGCGCUCCGGCUGGCCUCCGGGCUCUCCCCAAGGGCAAGAUCCGAUCCACGGGCACAUGGAUCACCUCCUCCUCCCCGGCCCUUCUCAUCCUGCACAAGCCGACCGGCGCCUCUGCCUUCGUCCUCUCCGUCAACGUCCAGGAAUACGCUCUUGAGGAACACUUUGUUUCCAGUCUCCUCUUCUCAUGGCCGCAAGUUUCAUGUGUUUCUCAAUGCCCAGUCAGGGGGAGCAGGGUGGUCUUCAUGAGUUACAUGGAUGUCUCCAGCCAGAUUCAGAAGUUUGCUGUGCGAUUCCCAACUUGUUCUGAUGUUGAAGCAUUCCUUGCUUUUGUGAAGGAAUGUUCAAGGGGAAUGCCGGAGAGUGACUUUGCACGUGAAACUUCAUCUCAAUCUGAAAUAAUUUCCUCUAAUGGACUUCAGUAUAGUUCUGGAGAACCUACAACAGCGUGUGGUUUGGAAGUACCAGCUUUAAGUUACAGCAGGGAGCAACCAGAGUUGCUGCAUUCUAGCUGCACUCAUUCCAUUUGCCCUGGCUUUCCACCUAGCUUUACAGAGCUUCUAACCAACUGUUCGAAUGGUACCCAAAAAGAGCAAACAAAUCCCAUAGCUGAGCCUGAUGUUCCCUCUCCUGAUGAGGAACACCCGGUGGAUCCUCUCUUACAAGAUGCUUCCAAGCAAGUGGACUCAAUGUCAGGAGCUGAUAUUAAGAGAAAAAUUGUGGAAUACAUGUCAGAUGCUACUUUUCAUGAGAUGCUAUUCAAACUGGAGAAGGUCAUUGAUGAGUUGGGCGGCGAUUUAGCACUAUAGGUGGCUGGCUUGCUCUUUUCGUGGUGACUCUCAUCCUGUGUUUUUGAUUAGUCUUAACAACAGAAAGGUCAACUUAGGGUAAUCUCUCUCUCUCUCUCUUUGCUAAUAGGUAUGUUCUGUGAAGCCGUUGAAUAGAAUUUAGAAGUUUGGUGUACCAAGUCUUGUUUUGGCAUUGGAGCAACCUGAUUUUAUAGCACAAUCUGGACUUCGUUUCUUUUCUCUUCUCGAAUUUGUUUCGCGUUAAUUCCAUAUCAGCAGAAUCUGUAACCUAAUUUGACUGAAUGGGACGUAUUUCGAUCACGGGACGACGAAAUGCUUGUGGUAAC